GUUCACCGCUUGUUGAUGACGACGGCAGGCGGCGCAGGUCAGUCGCUCAGAGGUGUUCCUGGUAGGAGCAGUGCCUGUUUAGAUAACAAACAAUAAAUACAUGUUAUUGCUCUUGAAAGACGGAAGAACUACCCGGUAACCGAAUGAAGCCGCGGCAGCGUGAAACCCCGGUGAGCCGCACGCGAAGUGGCGCCGCUUCACCAACGUCUCUCACGUUGUUGUGAAGGCCUGUUGCUAGCUGCUGGGGAUCCGCGGGCUCGUCCGGUAGACGCCCGGGCCGAGAGAGAGGGAGCGGGGUCCCGGACGGGAGCUCCGUGGGCGGCGUGGCUCGCACGCUGGCUGCCCAGUUUUAAACGAAACGAAGACGCCAUCUCUCCGUCUCCGCCGUGGCGGUUGUAAACCAGUAACUCGAGGGUUUGUCACCCAGCUAGGACUAACGUUAGCUACCGUGUGUUUACAAGCUAACUCAUGCCAGACCCCUCAGAAGAAGUUGGCACUUUAUUUUCAGUUCAGGAUUUUUAAUAUUUUGGGUGCCACCACCCGAACCACCCCCAGCCCGCUCGCUGCUGGUGAUUGUGUCGGACUGAAGGUCGCGGGCCAGGCAGCUGAAUCAAAAGGUCUCCCAAGUGUGAGGCUAUCGCAGCCUACGGUGUAUCUGCCGCUGGCCAAAGUUGUGUGACCUCAUCUGUAGAGAAGGAGUGGACUUUGACGUGCUGAUAACCGGAGCUACUUUUUUAACCAGUCGGUAUCCCGGAUGAAGGCUCACGGAAGGUUGUGGAAUCUCUCGCUGUCGGGACUCGCAGGUGUCACCUGUUCCUCUUGGCACCGCUGAUCUCACGGGACCAACAUCUGCUGCGCCACAACCCGACCGAUCUGCUGUCCGAUCCCCCGUCGAACCAGGACCACGAUGAAUCGUUACCUGCCGGUGGCGCGGCAGCACUUCCUGGCCGCCCUCGCCAGCACCAGUGUGGUGGUGAAAAGCAUCAGCGCUGUGGUGGUCCUCCUCUACCUGCUGUCGUGGGCGGUCGACGCUCCGUACGCCCUGGGGGUGACCCCGGGCUACCUCUUUCCGCCCAACUUCUGGGUGUGGACGCUGGCGACCCAUGGGGUGGUGGAGCAGCACGUCUGGGGUGUGGCGGCCAACGUGGGAACGGUUAUGGCCUGCGGGCGUCUGCUGGAGCCUCUGUGGGGCGCCCUGGAGCUCCUGAUCUUCUUCGCGGUGGUGAAUGUCUCCUCUGGCCUCCUGGCGGGCCUCUCCUAUCUUCUCACCUAUGUGGCCACCUUCGACCUGGACUACCUGUUUGCCGUACGCAUCCACGGAGCGUCCGGGUUCCUGGGAGGCGUCCUGGUGGCCCUGAAGCAGACCAUGGGGGACACCACGGUGCUCAGAGUGCCACAGGUGAGACUGAAGGCAGCACCGGCUUUGGUCCUCCUCCUACUGGCCUUGCUGCGCCUUUCUGGGCUGCUUGACAGCUCUGCUGACCUGGCCGCGUUCAGCUUCGGCGCCCUGUCCGGCUGGGUCUACCUGCGCUUCUACCAGAGGCACAGCCGGGGCCGCGGGGACAUGUCGGACCAUUUCGCCUUCGCCAGUUUCUUCCCUGAGGCGCUGCAGCCGGCCGUGGGGCUGCUGGCGGGGCUGGUGCACGCUGCUCUUGUGAAGGUGAAGGUGUGCAGGAAGAUGGUGAAGCGGUACGACGUAGGGGCCCCCUCCUCCAUCACUAUCAGCCUGCCGGGCACGGACCCACAAGACGCAGAAAGGAGGAGACAACUGGCCCUCAAGGCUCUGAACGAGCGUCUGAAGCGCGUGGAGGACCAGUCCGCCUGGCCCAGCAUGGACGACGAGGAAGACGAGGACGAGGACGAGGUCCGAACCGACACACAGCUGCUCCUCCCAAGCGGGCGUGACCCCUCCUCCUCCACGCCAGGGGGGCCUGUCGGUGCCUCGCUCUCCUCCACCUCCUCAUCCUCAAUGUCACAGAGCAGCGGAGGGCCGUCUACGGGCGGAGCGCAGCACCCGGAGUCCAGCAUUAUCAGCUUCGAGGACGCCCCUUCUAGGUCGUAACAAAAGUGAACGCGCGUACACGGAAACGCACGCUCUGUUGGGUGUCACUGGCAGGUGUACUAGUGUACUCAGCGUCCACUGACUAGUAUACAAAUAUGCUCAGUGAGUAGGUAUACGCCCGAUAUCGCACACGGCAACACAGACCAGUUCACACACAACCGUGCCCCUCCAAACACACUGUCAAUGUCAUCACGAAGGCCAAAAGGGGUGCAAACUAUCCAGCGCUCUCAGUUCAGACAUAAACGCUCAGUGUCGUCGGGCAACCUGGACACUCGGCUCUUCUCUUCCUUCCUGCACACCGACCGGACGUUCUGUCUUGCCCAAACUUGAUCCCAACUCGUGGAGCUCGGUCCCACUGCUUCAUGUGUCGCUUUCUAAAUAAAUAACAAAAUGGGUGUACAAUAGUCAUUUUCUUUAAGUCUUUUUCGGAGCAGCCACAGUCAAUAGCCACGACAACGCCGUCGGUGACGGACGAAGACUCGCGCCGAAUCCUUGAUGAAAAACAGCUGACGGUGACGUGCGCUUUUAGUUCUUGAUAUUUAACCAGGUGCGUGAAGGAGGAAGUAUGAAAACUCAGCCGACGUGCUGGACCAGGGGAAAGAAGUCCUGCUGAUGAACUGUGAUAAAAAACUUCAAGAUUUGUGAAGAAAACUUUCAGACGUUGUGAUGACCGCGACGACAAGUUGAUGAAUUCAUUUUUAAACUUGCGAUCGUCAGGUUGAAAGUUUCCAAAUUAAAAGCCCAGUAGAUUAUGCUGCAGGUAGUUUGUGGUCCAACGGCUGUUGCGUUCCACAAACCGUCUUGGAAAAACAAAAACAAAGAAACAGCUGAUUGUUGUUUUGGUUUUGAUACUCGGCAGGUUCCCUCAGACACCUUGAAGAAAGAGAUUGAAAUCUAGAAACUACACAAAAUGUUUGGAUUAUGAUGUUAGAUGUUUAAUUCCAACAUGAAGUCAUUCUGUUUUUCAUAUUUAAUAAUCUGACAUUUGUUGUGCAAAGAAAAAUCUUGAGGUGCCGAUGAGUUAUAAAUUUGUCACCGACUGAAUUGACGUACUCUAAAUUGAAAACUAAUCAAUUGUAAUUGUGCCAUCUGUCGCCCACUAUCCUAUACUGGAUACGUUCCAAAUGUCAGCAAAGACCCAGCAAAGUUUACAGUUUUACCAACGACCGUAUUCAAUAUCCCAGAAACGCCAAGUAAAUAUUGUGGACGCGUAUGUUAUGCACGGGAGGAACGAGUCAAAUGGGUAAAAAAGAAAGAGAAGAGAAAGAUGAAAACUAGUUUGGAUUCCCGAUCAGCUUUCUCUUUUCUCUGAGACCAUCUAGCCCGCUACGGCGCCGCCAUGUUUUGAGAGUAGCUUUGAAGGAAGAGUGUCACAGGAUUGGCUUUGUGGUCAAACGGCGCCGUGCGACUUGAUGUGUUGACGAAACGAGCGAUCAUGUCACCAGUUUAGUGACAAAUGCUCCUGGGAAACAUUAGCAGUCUGAUAUUCAAACUUGCGGUGACCUUCAGCUUUGUCCCUGUAGAUUUCCGGCCCACGGGUAUGUGACACCCGACAGUGAGUUCCUUAAUGUUUUGUACGGCGAAAUUCAGAUGAAACAUGUUUUCAGUUCGGACUCUUUAAGUCCAGACCAUGAUUAACGGUCACUGUUCACCAGAAGGAGAUGUUUUAUGUGUAGGAAGUGAUAAGCCAUAAGAGAGUGAAGUUCUGUCCUGUGUGUGUCUAUCUCUAUCUUUAUCUCCAUCUCUUAUUCGUUUGACAAGAUGUUUGCGUCGCAUUCUUUUAAUGAAAUAUGUCAAAUCAAGCUUCAGAGUGUCGUCGGAUAUCUGAAUCCUCAAACCGCCUUUCUGCCGUCAGAAGCAUUCACGGGAGUGAUGGAGGAAAAGUGUCCCAAAAAAACAACCGGUGAUGCAGUGACCGAGCAGUCGGUGGAAGAUACCCGUGAAGCGCGCAGCUUGAGCGCAUUGGUCAUCGUCCCUGUUCCCUUUUUGUUUAGUUUAGUUUCUCUCUAUUUAUAUUUGUUCUGGCUAUGAACAUCCUGCCAGAGUAAAAAGGAAUGACACCACACACCGCCUGCUGAAUAAUGAUAUUUUACAGUCUGUUGACAGGCGAGCUGAAGUCGAGGAUAAUAAGUGGUAUUGCUGGGUUCGUCAGCGGACACGCCAUUUUUUUGGUCAAUGACCAGGCAACUGAUUGCUCUGAAUUGCAAUAUUGCUCCAUAAAUGGUUCAUAAGUGUUUUAUCCGGUCCACUAGUAUCUUGUCAUUAUCAAAGUCAGACCACAGCAGGUGCUUUACCCAAACUAUUCUAACCCCCGUUUGGUUUCCUAUCAGAGUGGCGGGUGGGUGUUCAGUUUCUCUGACCAGUCUUUGUGUCAACUGGAAUAAUGGGAUUUUAAUGAGAUCAGGGGGAAAAGAUCUCUCUUUUUAAGUUGAUAUUUGUACCUGCUCUGUUUUUGAGUGUGCUGCUGGCAAAGGAAGUAAUUCACGGCAAUGUUUCCUUUAAAAAAAAUAACAAUAAAGACAUCUUCACUGCUUUAAUUUUC
Molecule: messenger RNA, 4604 nt
Organism: Cyclopterus lumpus (lumpfish)
Lineage: Eukaryota; Metazoa; Chordata; Actinopteri; Perciformes; Cyclopteridae
Gene: tmem115
Product: transmembrane protein 115
Exons: 3
Coding region: 908-2062 (384 amino acids)
Biological process (GO): retrograde vesicle-mediated transport, Golgi to endoplasmic reticulum
Cellular component (GO): membrane; Golgi apparatus
Source: RefSeq, a predicted model, not a curated record